Tachysurus fulvidraco (yellow catfish) is the source of this 1129-nucleotide messenger RNA. RefSeq lists its product as uncharacterized. The record is from RefSeq and is a predicted model, not a curated record. The coding region runs from base 56 to 622 and encodes 188 amino acids. Lineage: Eukaryota; Metazoa; Chordata; Actinopteri; Siluriformes; Bagridae. The transcript has 3 exons.
AUUAAACGUAUAAAAGCCGACUGAGCUGCUCGGGAACAAUAGAGAAAGAAGGAACAUGACAGAGAGCCGAGUCUGGGACUGGAACCGGGUCAGGGACUGGAACUGGGUCAGGGACUUGAACCGAGUCGGGAACUGGACCCGGGUCAAGGACAUGUACGAGGGAGAUAAUCAAUAUGGAAUGACCGAAGCACAAAAAAAAGCAUACAGAGACAAAACUCUUUACAAUAAUCCAGAUGUUUUAUUCAGAAUCUAUAAACAGGGAAGACUCUGUGUGCUGCUCUUCAUGCCAACUGACACUGUAGAGUGGAAGAAGGUGAUUCAGGACAAGAUUCGGGACAGAAACAGAGCUGACCCUUCUGUUCAGCUGACGGAGAGACGUGCUAUAAGGGGUCAUUUACCAAUCAUUGGCAUGUCUGGUCCUGAGAAUCACCUCGAAUAUAUCUGUGACAUUUUUGAUCAGCUCUAUAAUCAGGUGCAGGAAAACAUUCACUACAGAGCAGCACAGAGGAACUAUGCGGCUGAGAUCGAGGAACUCAAUGUGAGAAUCAGGGACGUGGAAGAGGAAAUUGCGAUGCUUUACAGACGAUUGGAGGAGAUUACAGGUCAAAGACAAGGCCGGUGACGUCCUGCUUUCCUUUCAUCACUGUGCUGUAUUUUUUAAAAAUAUAUUAAAAUAGUUGUAAUAUAGUUAAGUGGUUGAAUAAAUGCUCGACUGCUCCCAUAAUCUCUCUGGGUAAAGAGGAAGAUACACGUUGAGACUUUUCUCCUCGGUGAUGGAAUAAACUUCUGAAAACAUCUGAACUGAACUGAACUUCAAACGUCGGGUGAAGACUGAACCUCUUCCAGAAAUAUUUAAACUUCAUACUUCAGAGCAGAGGUGGCAAAAGUACACACAUCCUUUACUCAAGUAGAAGUACAGAUACUCAUUUUUUAAAAGACUCCAGUAAAAGUAGAAGUAGUGACUACAAUCUUUUACUCAAGUUAAAGUAAAGAAGUUUGGGCUCUGACAUGUACUUAUGUAAAAAGUCACCGUUACUACUAACUGUUUAGUGUCAUGCUGGUAACUGGACGUCAUGUUUUAUUUGUAUUUGUGUGUGUGUGUGUGUGUGUGUGUGUGUGUGUGUGUGUG